Messenger RNA from Osmerus eperlanus (European smelt), 1100 nucleotides. RefSeq names its product MRT4 homolog, ribosome maturation factor (gene mrto4). Gene Ontology annotation, biological process: rRNA processing; ribosomal large subunit assembly; nuclear-transcribed mRNA catabolic process. The record is from RefSeq and is a predicted model, not a curated record. Gene Ontology annotation, molecular function: RNA binding. Gene Ontology annotation, cellular component: nucleolus; preribosome, large subunit precursor. The transcript has 8 exons. Lineage: Eukaryota; Metazoa; Chordata; Actinopteri; Osmeriformes; Osmeridae. The coding region runs from base 118 to 834 and encodes 238 amino acids.
UCUGCUGAAGGACACCGUGUUUUUUGUCAGGCAGACGAGGACAGCUUUAUUCUGUGGACUGGAUAGAAACAUUGGGGUCCGUUCUCUCCACAUGUCUUGCUCUACAACGUGAGAACCAUGCCGAAGUCAAAGAGGGAUAAGAAAAUUUCGCUUACGAAGACAGCCAAGAAGGGAUUAGAAACAAAACAGAACUUGAUAGAAGAGUUGCGGAAAUGUGUGGACGUUUACAAACACAUGUUUGUGUUUUCCGUGGCUAACAUGAGGAACAACAAACUCAAGGACAUCAGAACAGCCUGGAAACACAGCAGAUUCUUCUUUGGUAAAAACAAAGUGAUGAUGAUCGCCAUCGGAAGGAACUCCACAGAUGAGUACAAAGACAAUUUGCAUAAGGUCAGCAGGUUUCUGAGAGGUGAAGUGGGUGUGUUAUUCACAAAUAAGACCAAGGAAGAAGUUCAAGAGUAUUUCAGUCACUUUAAGGAGACAGAUUUUGCGCGGGCAGGUAAUAAGGCACAGAUGGCCGUAACACUUGACGAAGGACCCCUGGAACAGUUCCCUCACUCCAUGGAGCCCCAGCUGAGGCAGUUGGGCCUCCCCACCGCACUCAAGAAGGGAGUCGUGACGUUACUGAAAGAGCACCAAGUGUGCAAGGAGGGCGACGCCCUAACGCCCGAGCAGGCUCGUAUUCUGAAACUGUUUGGUAUUGAGAUGGCUGAAUUCAAGUUGCUAGUCAAGUGCAUGUGGGACUCUGAAUCGAACGACUUUGAGAAGAUGGCUGAGGAGGAAGACGAAGAUGCCAUGCAGGAAAAUGAAGAUAAGGAAGACGAGGGAGAAUGAAAGAUCAAAGAACACUGGACUUUUCAGACCUUGUUUAAAUGUUUUAAAUAACCUGUUUUGCCAGCCGUCACAAGCAUUUUUAUGCAUCUGGUUUGCAUAUUGCCAGUAAAAUGCUGAGUCAGGGACAAACUGUCCUUGAAAUCUUGUCUGUUCACAAUGUGCUUUCAAUAUAUUCUGUCAAAACAGAAAACUGAACAUAUGUGUUGGGCAAUGGAAUGCAUUUAUGUAGCUGAUGUUUGCUGUAUAAAGGAAAGGAUUCUGACAUG